Molecule: messenger RNA, 1163 nt
Organism: Conger conger (European conger)
Lineage: Eukaryota; Metazoa; Chordata; Actinopteri; Anguilliformes; Congridae
Product: peroxiredoxin-like 2A
Exons: 6
Source: RefSeq, a predicted model, not a curated record
UCGCUAUAUGUCACGUUACGUCAAGUGCGUGGGCGUUUUUUUUGAUUGGAUCGCGUACCAAUAAGAAGGCGUGAAGGCUGUAGAACAGGAAGUAAAUACAGCGAACGAACCUGUCUUGCAGUGGCGUCACGAUUCGGUUAAUGUCACCUGCGGUCCUUGAGAGAGAAAUCCUCACCAUGGGGAUUUUGACCAGGGGACUGGGGUCUGUGUUUGGGUUCGUAGAAGGGAUUUUGCGUGGAUUCACUGAUUUGUUUUUGACCAAACCAUUGCCGGCCAGUCUGCCCUGUCUGCAAGAUGCAGACCUAAAAACACUUGAUGGAGAGGAAAGAACAUUUAAAGCAAAAGAGCUAUGGCAGGAGUCUGGUGCUGUGAUCAUGGCUGUGCGUCGGCCCGGAUGAUUCUUGUGCAGAGAGGAAGCUGCUGAGCUGUCCUCUCUGAAGCCCCAGCUGGACACGCUUGGGGUCCCCCUCUACGCUGUGGUGAAGGAGGCCAUUAGCACAGAGGUCCAGGACUUCAGACCGUAUUUUGCUGGGGAAAUAUUCUUGGACCUAAAGAAACGGUUCUAUGGCCCUCGGGAGCGUAAAAUGGGCCUUUCGGCGUUCAUCCGCUUGGGGGUAUGGAAGAGCGGCCUGAGAGCCUUCCGAAACGGUUUCGCGGGCAACGUGCACGGAGAGGGCUUUGUGCUGGGGGCGGUGUAUGUCAUCGGCGCUGACCAGCAGGGUAUUGUCCUGGAGCACAGAGAGAUGGAGUUUGGGGAUAAAGUCAACAUCCUUGAAGUCCUGAGAGCAGUAAGAAGCCUACCAGUGGAGAUGGUGGAAAAAUAGUUCAUGUUUGUACAAUGUUGUCUCUUUGUUCUGUUGGACACAAUUUUAUGUUUUGGGAGCACUUCUGGACUCACAAAGAGCAGACCUUUUUUUGACUCAUUUCUGUUUGCUUAAUGAAUUAAUUUAACCCCCCCAAACAUCAUCUAGUCUCCUCUUGUCUGUUGUUGUGUUGUUAAAGUGCGCUGUGUGAUGUAUUAAUGAUGGCUUGCGUCUAAACUCUCCUGAGGAUGCAGGCUUGAUGCUUAUACACACGGUCCAGUCAGACUGCACACAUUACGGACCUCUGGAAACUAAUAUUGAUGAAUAAACUUAGGCCUUAAGAAGUGCCUCCCACUCUCA